Molecule: messenger RNA, 543 nt
Organism: Chrysochloris asiatica (Cape golden mole)
Lineage: Eukaryota; Metazoa; Chordata; Mammalia; Afrosoricida; Chrysochloridae
Gene: CCL25
Product: chemokine (C-C motif) ligand 25
Exons: 5
Coding region: 1-543 (180 amino acids)
Biological process (GO): monocyte chemotaxis; lymphocyte chemotaxis; G protein-coupled receptor signaling pathway
Cellular component (GO): extracellular region
Molecular function (GO): chemokine activity; CCR chemokine receptor binding
Source: RefSeq, a predicted model, not a curated record
AUGAACCAGUGGCUCCUGGCCUGCUUGGUGAUCGGCCUGGUGGGGGCCUGGGUCCCUGCUGUCAACACCCAAGGUGCUUUUGAGGAUUGCUGCUUGGCUUACAACCCCUACCACCGUGUAAGGCCGUCUUUGAUCCAACGUGCCCAGAGUUACCAGCUCCAGGAGGCGAGCGGGAGCUGCAACCUGCCUGCCGUGAUUUUCUUCCUUCCCCGGAGACAAAAGAAGGUGUGUGGGGAUCCACAGGCCAAGUGGGUGCAGAAAAUCAUGAAGCUCCUAGAUGCCAGGAACAAGUCCCUCUUAAAGACCCAUGGAGGCAUCCGGAAGACCUCCCAAGAUGUGUGCCUCCAGCCCUCGCUGAGACAGCUCCUGGGGGAGCUGAGUAGCCCGUUCUCCCUGACCCGCACAGUAGAGACUAGCUUCUUCCUUCACCUGCAAACUUCCUCCUCAGAGCCCCAAAUGCGAUUGAACGGGCCCUUGGCUCUCUCUGGUCAGGUGUCUGCCCAUGGCAAGAACUUGCUAGGCGAGGGAUUUAACCCAAAAUAA